This is a messenger RNA of Wallemia mellicola CBS 633.66, 1083 nucleotides long. RefSeq names its product RNA polymerase. The record is from RefSeq and is a predicted model, not a curated record. NCBI's taxonomy places the organism in Eukaryota, Fungi, Basidiomycota, Wallemiomycetes, Wallemiales, Wallemiaceae. Gene Ontology annotation, cellular component: RNA polymerase I complex; RNA polymerase III complex; RNA polymerase II, core complex. Gene Ontology annotation, molecular function: DNA-directed RNA polymerase activity. Gene Ontology annotation, biological process: DNA-templated transcription. The transcript has 4 exons. The coding region runs from base 128 to 553 and encodes 141 amino acids.
CGAGAACAGAAUGGCAUGGAUGAUAGUCCUAAACAACGGUCGAGAAGGUAUAUGAGUUUGUUUAUUAGUAAUUUAUAGCAAACGACAGAGGAUAUUCUCUUCAAGCACACCUCUCUCUAUUACAACCAUGUCUACUUCGAUCGUAUUCGACCAUCUGUUCACAGUAGACAGCAUAGACAAGGAUGGUAAGAAAUUUGAUAGAGUCGCUAGAGUAGGCGCUAUAUCAACGACGCCAAAUUUAAACUGCAUAAUCGAUCUACCAAUUGAAAUAUUCAGUCUAUCACAGAAUGAGAAGUUUACUUUGGCGCUUUCAACUAGCUUAUCAUCCGAUAAUGGUACUUCUGGAUGGAGGCCCGGUAUGGGAAAUGAGGGUUUAGCAGCAGAUUAUGAAUACGUUUGCUUUGGAAAAGUCUACAAAUUCGACGAAGGCAAGCAAGAAAUUGCCACAGCCUACAUCUCGUUCGGUGGUCUCUUGUUAGCCAUCACUGGUCACGUCAGAUACCUCACCGAUAUCAGCGUCGGUGAGGACAUCUACCUCCUUAUCCGUAGAUAAAGAAAAACCUAAUUUAUUAACUUUCUACAAAAUCACUUCCUUCUUAAUUCACUUUCGAGCUCUUCUCUCUCGGAUGCAGCGAAAGACAACUCAAGUUCAUUCGAUUCGAGUUGUCCCUUCAUCAUUCUUGACUCUUCCUGCAUAGCCUGUAUCAUCUGCUCAUAACUGCGCUCGAGUUCUGCAAUCUUACUGUUGUGCGCUUUGUGUAAGGCCUCGGUGGAAAUGUUUCCAUUGUUGAAAACAGACUGGUCGUUCACCUGCUUCAAUUUUGCUUCCGUGGAGAGUCUACCUUCGCGCUCACUAGAGAGUGCCUUACGAAGAUCGCCUACUUCAGUCUCCGCUUGUCUCAUUCUCUUCAAUGCUGCGUCAAAGUUGUUCGUUAAUUCUUGCAUUUUGUAGUUCCUGGCAUUCAAUUCAUCGUUAAGACCAGCAGUCGCAUCUGCCAUACUCCUUUGAACAGCUUUCAUUGACUCGAGUUCAGACAUCAAGUCCAUAGUCUUUGAGCGCGAUUCUCCUAACAUACUUUCGAU